Messenger RNA from Salvia miltiorrhiza (redroot sage), 798 nucleotides. RefSeq lists its product as uncharacterized. The record is from RefSeq and is a predicted model, not a curated record. The coding region runs from base 1 to 798 and encodes 265 amino acids. The transcript is spliced from 2 exons. NCBI's taxonomy places the organism in Eukaryota, Viridiplantae, Streptophyta, Magnoliopsida, Lamiales, Lamiaceae. Gene Ontology annotation, molecular function: nucleic acid binding. Gene Ontology annotation, biological process: DNA integration.
AUGCCCGUAGAGAUAUUUGACAUAUGGGGCAUGGAUUUCAUGGGGCCUUUGCCCUCAUCAAAAGAAAAUCAGUACAUCUUAUUGGCUGUGGAUUACGUAUCCAAAUGGAUGGAAGCAAAAGCAUCGACAACCAAUGAUUCGAAAGUGGUGGCUUCCUUCUUGAAGUCUAAUAUCUUUAGCAGGUUCGACAUGCUCAAAGCGAUCAUCAGUGAUCAAGGGACACACUUUUGCAAUGCAACCAUUGAGAAGCUGUUCAAAAAGUAUGAGGUUACUCACAAAGUAACCACUGCAUAUCAUCCACAAGGAAAUGGACAAUCGGAGCUCUCCAAUAGAAUCAUAAAUACUAUCUUGAGAAAGGCAGUUGGACCAACUGGCAAAGAUUGGUGUAUGCGUCUUGACGAUGCAUUAUGGGCAUACUGCACAGCUUUGAAGACACCUAUGAGAAUUUCUCCUUAUCGGAUCAUUUUUGGCAAGAUGUGCCCAUCUUUCAGUGAAACUGGAGCACAAGGGCAAGAAAGGAAACUCCAAUUGCAGGAGUUAGAGGAGAUAAGACGUGAAGCCUAUGACAAUGCUGCUCUUUACAAAGAGAGACUGAAGAGAGCGUAUGAUCAGCUCAUCAAGGUCAAGACGUUUGAAAAUGGGCAGAAGGUUCUACUUUACCAAUCGAGGUUCAAACUCAUGUCCGGAAAGCUUUCAAGCAAAUGGAUUGGGCCUUACGAAGUGCAAGCUCAAUAUCCAAAUGGAGCAGUGGAGAUCAAGGAUUUCAAAUUCGGUAGCAUUUUUAAGAUGAAUGGUUAA